AUGGAACCUAUGCCUUAUAGGCGAGCUUUCGGUGGGCCAGGCUCAUCGGCAACUAGUAGUCGUACAUUGGCCGAGUUGGCAGCAUCAGUAGCAGCACCACAAGAUGAAGAUGCUUUCGUAGAUGUGUCGGGCCUAGCAAAAGUGAGACAAACAGUGACAGGUGCUUGCCGUAAAUGUGGGUAUCCUGGGCAUCUUCCAUAUCAGGUAAAUCCAAAAAUAAAUUUCUAUGUUUACUGAUG
This is a messenger RNA of Strongylus vulgaris, 239 nucleotides long. Lineage: Eukaryota; Metazoa; Nematoda; Chromadorea; Rhabditida; Strongylidae. The record is from the annotation of a GenBank genome assembly.